Messenger RNA from Rhinolophus ferrumequinum (greater horseshoe bat), 1282 nucleotides. Its product is annotated as E3 ubiquitin-protein ligase MARCH11. NCBI's taxonomy places the organism in Eukaryota, Metazoa, Chordata, Mammalia, Chiroptera, Rhinolophidae. Bases 14 to 553 code for a protein of 179 amino acids. The transcript is spliced from 2 exons. The record is from RefSeq and is a predicted model, not a curated record.
ACGACUUCCUUGGAUGUGGGGCAAACGCGCCGACAGUUCGGACGUGGGUCUGGCUGAUUUUGCUUCCUUUUAUUGCAUUUUAGUCCUAAUUAAAAAGCUUUGGGUUUACCAUCACCCUAGCCCGCUUUCCUCUCUCUCUCUCCCGCGUUGGUCCGAGCCCUUGGCCCGAUCGGCUGAGGGGGUGUCCGGGCCCACACACCCGAACCCGGCUCCUUCGAAGGCCCCUCCGGGCCGCCGCCCCCCUCCCCGGCCCCUGCCCCUCCCCUUUGCCCCCACCCAACCGCCGCUGCUUCGGGCUUCUGGUCUCAAAAACAACAGCGGCAGCGCCGCCAGCUCCGCGCUCUGCCACUGCCCGGGCCGCGGGCGGGACUCGGACCCGCCGCCCUCGGUCCCGCGCGGAGCUGCGGGGAGCAACUCGCCGGGCACCAGGGAGGCAUCGCGGGGACAGCUGUCCGCACACCCGGCGUCCCCGCACCUCUCCGCCCUGGGGGCAACCCGCGUACUCCUGCCUCUGCGGCCCCCAGGUGAGUGUUGCCCGCGGCAGCAGCACUGAGCGUCCGGGCACCCCAGCCCCAGUGCCCGCCCGUCCUUCCGAGGGCCUCUCGCCCUCCUCCCUCCCCAAACACUCUGACUGCCUUUCCCCGUGGGCUGAGCGCAGUACUGCUGGGCUCAGAGGGUCCCUGGGCCUUGCUACUUGGCUCUCCAGGACUCGGUGGGGAGUGUGCCCACAGGGGCACUAGGGCAUUGCUGCUGGCCCUAGCCAGCUGAGAGCCCACUCCUGCCCACUCCCAGGGUGGUCACUGACAGAGGCAGGCGGCAAGGGAGCCGGAACCCCGGAGCUCUAGAACUGCCCACCUAACUCAGCCAAGGCAGGCUUCGCCGGUGGACCUAACUGGCUAGAGCUGCUGGCCAGAGAGAACACGGGGUCACCUUCAUAUCUUGGCACUCCAGGACCCCUUGUAGGGAACCUCCCAGUGAGGUUGUGUAUGAGGCCUGGGAGAAUACGGGGUGCCUGUGAAGCCUCCCACCUGCAGAGUAGGUCCCCUCCCGACCCCUGAGCCCAGACCAGCACUGGCUCCCCUGCCCUGGAAGCAGCCAGUGACCCCAAGGCUGGGAGGGCCCAGACUUGUCCUGGGGCACCCCAGCUCAUCAGGCCCUCUCUCUGCUCCCUUCCUCAGCUCAGGAGGCGAUUAAAAUCCUCAGAGCCCUGGCCAGGCUGGGCCUGGACAUCCUGUAGAUUCUGGAACCGCACCCUGCCAGGGCCUGGGGAAGGAGGGCAGGA